CCGCCAGAACCGAGAGGGCCGAGGCCGACAAACCCGUUCUGCGGGCUGCAGGGCAGCGAGAGGGCGGAGGCCCGGCCCCGGCCCGCGGGGACUCAGGCCCUGUCUCUGCUCGGCGCAGCCUGGCAGGAACCCCUCGGGAACCCAGCUCGGCAUGGCAGCCGCCAGCUUCGUGCAGGAGGUGAGCGCCGUGGGGCAGAGGCUGCUGCGCAAGCUGCAGGGGCUGCCGCAGGCGGAGCCCGUGGAGAUCGUGGCCUUCUCCGUCAUCGUCCUCUUCACAGUCGCCGUGCUGCUGCUGCUGCUGGUCGCCUGCAGCUGCUGCUGUGCCCACUGCUGCUGCCCGGAGCAGAGGGGCAGGAAGGCCCAGGCGCGGCGGUGACUCCACCGUGAGGGACGGAGGCCGACCGAGGAGACGCUGGAGAGGAGUCUGCCGGGGCCACGGCCCGGGUGUCAGCCUGGCCCUGCCGUCCUGACCCCUCAAGACCGAGAUCCACUGUCACAGCGCUGGCCCUGCCCAAGAACUGGACCGAGAUACGGGGAAAGCUGGUCAAGAGGAAACAAGGGCUGUUCCGGUCCUAAGGCUUCCCUCCCCCUGCCAGUGAACAUGGUGCGGAGGAGGGGCCGACGGUGUCACGGUGUCACGGACAGAGUCAAGCGCCAGGGUGCGGCCUACCUGCACUUGUCAACGAAACACAGGAGCGGGUUGCUGCCCUGCGGGGAGCUGGCCCUGGGGUUCUGCUGCACCACGCCGAAGAGGAGCGCCCGACCAUGGGGACUUUGUGCAGUGGCGGGGGGACCCCGCGCCCCCCACCAGCGCGGGCCGCACAGAUAUUCCAGCCAGUGUGGGCCUGUCUCUCCCCAGCAACAGCUUUUCGGGGGUGUGUUUCUGUGGCACCGGGCCCCCGGGCUGUGCCCCGUGCAUCAGCAAGGUCAUGUGCCAGAACUCCAGGGGCGUGACCGGUGGCUGUCUUUUCAGGCCCCUGCUCUCCCUGUGCCCGUGAAAGCUGCAAAAGGCGCAGGCGCGAAGCCACCCGGGAGGGAAUGCCGAGGAACCAGUGAGGCGGGUGGGGGAGCUCCGGUCAAGCACCAGCUGCUAACGAGCUCCGACCCCCAGACGCCCACUCCACAGUGACGGACGCUGUGUGUGUGCCCCAGGCAGGUGCUGGCCCAGAGGUGCCACUUAACAGCGUCCACUGCCAUGAGCUCGGGCGGGCACAGCUUGCACUAGCAGGCUCACCUUGCACUAGCAGGCUCAGGCCACCGAGUUUUCCCAAACUUCUGGAGAAAGAGAAGACAGGUCCGGCCCCUAGAACUGACCACGACCUGUGUCCCGACGCCUUCACCCUCCCCCAUUUGUGUGCCAGACUGUCUGGGUUCAAGCCUCCCCCUCCCCUAGUCGCCAGCUGUGGGAAUGCAGGUGAGUUACGCCACCUCCCUGAGCCACACUUUCUCCCCGUGACGUGGGGCCAGUCCUGGUAACUGCCUCCCGGGGCGAGCCCGUGGGGAUCAGCUAAGGUGACCUAGGUCGAGCACGUGUGAGCCCUGCAGGUGUGAGUGGCUCCUCUUCAUGGGGGCCGGCCCCGAGCGACACGGGCCGUUGUAACGGCGGGUCCUGCUGAAAUGCAGCCCGGCCCUCCCGCCCGCUCCACCCACUUUCCCCGCCAGAGAGCUUUCCAGGCAGAGGUGCGGCCCAGGGGUGACGGCAGGGGAGGGACGGCUCCGCGCCACCUCCCCUCCUGCCCACCGGACCCCGGGGCCAUAAAGGGUCCCCGUUUUUCACACGCCUCUGUCGUCAUGGCCUGGGCAGCCCUGCUCUGGCUGCUUGGGGACAGAACCCGGUCUGCUCAGAAAACAGGGAGUGGGGAGGGGACGCCAGCCGCUGCCACCACCCGUCACCACCCCCCUGGAGCUGGCGGGCAAGCGGAAGCCGUUUCUCUGGCUGGCUUCACUUCCUGGCGUCCCGGGACUUGUCGGUUUGGUUUCGGCUGAAGCCCGGAGAGGAAGUGCUUGCA
This is a messenger RNA of Phyllostomus discolor (pale spear-nosed bat), 2009 nucleotides long. It is a transcript of the gene SMIM5, whose product is annotated as small integral membrane protein 5. The record is from RefSeq and is a predicted model, not a curated record. Bases 152 to 376 code for a protein of 74 amino acids. The transcript is spliced from 2 exons. NCBI's taxonomy places the organism in Eukaryota, Metazoa, Chordata, Mammalia, Chiroptera, Phyllostomidae.